Messenger RNA from Grus americana (Whooping crane), 6764 nucleotides. RefSeq names its product CASK interacting protein 1 (gene CASKIN1). The record is from RefSeq and is a predicted model, not a curated record. Bases 112 to 4743 code for a protein of 1543 amino acids. Gene Ontology annotation, molecular function: protein binding. The transcript is spliced from 21 exons. NCBI's taxonomy places the organism in Eukaryota, Metazoa, Chordata, Aves, Gruiformes, Gruidae.
CCGUGCCGUGCCGAGCCGAGCCGAGCCGAGCCGAGCCGCCCGCCCCUCGCCGCGCCGCGGAGGAUGCUCGGGCCGUGAGCCCGCAGCCGGCAGCCCCGGCGCCGCGGAGCCAUGGGCAAGGACCAGGAGCUGGUGCAGGCGGUGAAGGCGGAGGACGUCGCGGCCGUGCAGAAACUGCUGCAGAGGCCCAAGCCCGGCAAAGCCAAGCUCCUUGGAUCCGCAAAAAAAGUCAACGUCAACUUCCAAGACACUGACGGGUUCUCAGCUCUGCACCAUGCGGCACUCAACGGCAACACAGAGCUCAUCUCACUGCUGCUGGAGGCGCAGGCUGCGGUGGACAUCAAGGACAACAAAGGCAUGCGGCCCCUGCACUACGCGGCUUGGCAAGGCAAGAAGGAGCCCAUGAAAAUGGUGCUGAAAGCAGGUUCCUCCGUGAACAUCCCAUCGGACGAGGGCCAGAUCCCCCUGCACCUGGCAGCACAGCACGGGCACUACGAUGUGUCGGAGAUGCUCCUGCAGCACCAGUCCAACCCCUGCAUCAUGGACAAUUCGGGGAAGACGCCUCUGGACCUUGCGUGUGAAUUUGGCCGGGUCGGGGUGGUCCAACUGCUCCUGAACAGCAACAUGUGCGCGGCGCUGCUGGAGCCCAAGCCAGGGGACACCACCGACCCCAACGGCACCAGCCCCCUGCACCUCGCCGCCAAGAACGGCCACAUCGACAUCAUCCGGCUCCUGCUGCAGGCUGGCAUCGACAUCAACCGGCAAACCAAGGCGGGCACGGCGCUGCACGAGGCGGCCCUGUGCGGCAAGACAGAUGUGGUGCGGCUGCUGCUGGAUAGUGGGAUCAAUGCCCACGUCAGGAACACCUACAACCAGACGGCUCUGGACAUUGUCAACCAGUUCACCACCAGCCAGGCCAGCAAGGAGAUCAAGCAGAUGCUGCGGGACGCCUCCGCCGCUCUGCAGGUCCGGGCCGUCAAGGACUAUUGCAACAACUACGACCUGACCAGCCUCAAUGUGAAAGCUGGGGACGUCAUCACUGUGCUGGAGCAGCAUGCGGACGGGCGCUGGAAGGGCUGCAUUCAUGACAACCGGACCGGCAAUGACCGCGUGGGCUACUUCCCCUCCAGCCUCGUCGAGGCCAUAAGCAAGCGAACAGGUUCAUGGGAGACUGUAACAAUCCCCCAACAGUACCAAAAGAUCCCGCUCCCGGCUUACGGGGUUGCUGUGCUAAACGGUGACGCCUCGUCCCAUCCGUUCCAUUCCCUGCCUCCACCUCCACCUCCACCACCACAUUCCCAUCAGACUCUUUUCAGUUCCUUUGGCUAUCACAGGCUCUCCCCUAGCAGUGCCGACGAGCCGCAUUAUGGACAAGGGUCCCGCGGGGCCGACAUGAGCCCGUCCCACCUCUCGCCGUCGCAGGGCGGAUCAGCCACACCGGCUCCUACGGAGGAGAUCUGGGUCCUGCGGAAACCCUUUGCAGGUGGCGACCGCAGCAGCCUGGGCAGCACAGGCAGCGUGGCCUCUGCCCGCAGCUCGGGGAGCGGGCAGAGCGCAGGCAGUGGCGCGCACGCCCUGCACGCUGGCUCUGAAGGCGUCAAGCUGCUGGCAACGGUCCUUUCCCAGAAGGCUUCUGCGCAAGAGACUGCCGUGGGCGAUGGGCCGGCCAAGGCGCAGGACAUCCCCGCAGGUUCGUCGCGGUCACAGAGCGUGGCCAGCUCUCCGUACGCCCCCCAGACCCCUGCCGAGCCCCAGCUGAAGAAGAUGGAGCCGCCGUCAGAGGGGAAGAGCUCAGAGGCCGUGUACCAGUGGCUCUGCAAGUUCCAGCUGCAGCUCUACGCGCCCAACUUCAUCAAUGCUGGCUACGACAUCACCACCAUUAGCCGGAUGACACCGGAGGACCUCACAGCUAUUGGCGUCACCAAGCCGGGGCACAGGAAGAAGAUCGCCUCGGAGAUCAACAACCUCAAUAUCCCCGAAUGGCUGCCAGAGUACAAGCCGGCCAACCUGGCGCUGUGGCUCUCCAUGAUCGGCCUGUCCCAGUACUACAAGGUGCUGGUGGAGAAUGGCUACGAGAACAUCGACUUCAUCACUGACAUCACCUGGGAGGACCUGCAGGAGAUCGGCAUCACCAAGCUGGGCCACCAGAAGAAGCUGAUGCUGGCAGUGAAGAAGCUGGCAGAGCUGCAGCGUGCCGAGUUGGGCAAGUAUGAGCCAGGCACGCUGAAGAGGAAGGCGGCAGCAGCGUGCCCGGAGGUGCUGGCCAUUGAGUCCCCCCCUCCGGAGCCACCUGAAUGCCAGUCACCCAAGAUGACCACCUUCCAGGACAGCGAGCUCAGCAGUGAGCUGCAGGUGGCCAUGACAGGCGAAGCCCCCGAGGAGCUCCCUGAGAAGGCCGCGAACCCAGCGGCACCUGGCUACCGCUCGCCCCCGGGGCUGGGUGGCCGCACCAGGCUGAUGAGCAGCUCGCAGGAGCUGCUGGGGGAUGGCCCGAGGGCCCCCCCCGCCACCGCCAUCUCCAAGAGCCAGGAGUACCUGGCAGAGGGGGCCGGUGAGGGUCCCCCUGCACCACCCAAGGAAGGGCGCCCGCCCCGGCAUGGCCACCCCGUCAAGCGUGCCAGCGUGCCACCAGUGCCCGGCAAGCCCCGGCAGCCCUUCCCGUCCUCUGCCGGCCACCUGACGCCACCACAGACCCCCGGCAAGCCGCGGCCCCCCUCCCCGCAAGGCCUGCCGGCACCCCAUGCCACCGCCAAGGUGAAGCCCACCCCGCAGCUGCUGCCACCGGGCGAGCGCCCCGCAUCGCCCCGCUCCCUGCCCCAGUCGCCCACCCACCGCGGCUUUGCCUACGUCCUGCCGCAGCCCGCCGAGGGCGAGGGGGGACCCCCGGGGGUGCCCGUCCUGCCCGUCUCAGUGCCGGUGCUGUGCCUGCCACCAGCGGGUGAGGGCGAGGAGGAGCCGGGGCGGCCGAAGAAGCGGGCGCACAGCCUGAACCGCUACGCCGCCUCCGACAGCGAGCAGGAGCGGGAUGAGCUGCUGGUGCCAGACGCGGGGCCCUACGCCACCGUCCAGCGGCGCGUGGGGCGCAGCCACUCGGUGCGGGCACCCGCUGGUGGCGACAAGAACGUCAACCGCAGCCAGUCCUUUGCCGUCCGCCCCAAGAAGAAGGGGCCCCCGCCGCCCCCGCCCAAGCGCUCCAGCUCUGCCAUCUCUAGCGCUGGCAUGGCUGAGGACUUCCCCAAGGACGGUGAAGGCGAGGCGGCCGCUGGGCCCCCCACCGCUGAAGGGGAGAGCCAUCGGGAGCAGCGGCGGGCCAGCGAUCUAGGCGGCAGCGUGGACACAGGCAGUGCCGGCAGCGUGCGCAGCAUCGCGGCCAUGCUGGAGAUGUCCUCCAUUGGUGGUGGGGCCCGGGCACUGGCGCUGCAGAAGCCGCAUGGGGCCAGUGGGCCGGGGCCGGCCAAGGCGCCCGAGGGCUACUACCUGCAACCAGGGCCCCCCCCCGGCAGCCCUGAGCGUGCCCGUGUGGCCACCGUCCUGGCCACUGUCAAGCACAAGGAGGCCAUUGGCCUGGAUGGGGAGGUGGUGAACCGGCGCCGGACCAUCAGCGGCCCCGUCACUGGGCUGGUGGCGGCUGCCCGCCGUGAGCGUGCCGACAGCGUGCGGUCGGAGGCGGGCGCCGAUGGCCCCAGUGAGCGACUGCGAGUCGAGCGCGGUGGCUCCCCGGACGGCAUCCCCUUCGCCGAGGAGGGCAACCUCACCAUCAAGCAGCGGCCACGGCCCCUAGGGCCGACCCGGGGGGAUGUGGGCGAGGGGCUGUCCCCGGCUCACCGCCACGGGGACCUGGCCAAAGUGGAGGCCAGCGCCACGCUCAAGCGGCGGAUCCGGGCCAGGCAGAGCCAGCAGGACGGUGUCCGUUUUGUCCUCACCGAGUCCGACACCGUCAAGCGCCGGCCCAAGGCCAAGGACAAGGAGCCGGCGCUGGAGCCAGCCCCGCUCGCUGUCUACCAGAACGGCACCGGCACUGUCAAGCGGCGGCCGGCCUCCGAGCUGAGCGGGGCUGAGCCACCCACCACCCCACCACCCGCCGCCCGCCCUGACGGUCCCGACUACGCCCCGCCGCCCACCGAGCCCAAGAAGCCCUUCAAGCCACCGGUGUCCCCCAAGCCCGUGCUGACCCAGCCGCCCCAGAAGAUGCCCGGGCCGCCGGCGCCUGUCCCCAAAAAGGUGCCCAUCCCGAGCCCUGGCAGCCCAGAGGUCAAGCGGGUCCAUGGCACGCCACCCCCAGUGUCCCCCAAGCCCACGCCGCCCCCCACGGCUCCCAAGCCCCCCAAGCCCCACGCCACCAUCCAGUCGGUGAGCGCCGGCUCCACACCGGCCCCGUCCCCCGCCCGGCAGUUGGGCGCCGCCGCCGCCAAGCCGUCCAGCACGCCGCCCUCGCUCUGCUCCAGCCCCGCCAAGCCCCUCUCGCCCGGCGCGCAGCCCCAGCAGGUGCCGGUGAAGCCACCGCGCUCCGCCAUCGCCAGCCCCUCCGUCGACAGCGCCGGCCCCGAGUUGGCACAACAGAAGCUGGAGGAGACGAGCGCGUCCUUGGCCGCCGCACUGCAGGCUGUGGAGGAGAAGAUCAAGCAGGAGGACAGUCAGGCGGCAGACUCCGCCAUGGAGUCGAAAAGCACCGUGAGCAUCCUGGACGACAUUGGCAGCAUGUUCGAUGACCUGGCGGACCAGCUGGACGCCAUGCUGGAGUGAGGGGCGCCAGGGCCCCACGAACCUCAGGGCUUACGUGGGCACAAGGGCACAACGAUCCACGACCCCCCCCGGCCCCACCGCCCUCCCCUCGUCCCUUUGUACAGCUGUCCCCUCCUGGACAUCCCGUCCCUCGGGGUUUGCACAAAGAAGAAGAUACCUCAGGAUUGUGCUCACGGACUCGGCGCCAGCUCCGGCAGGACUCCCUUUUGCAGAAGCAAAAAAUAAAACAAAACAAAACAAAAACAACAGAAGAAACAAAGCAACAAGCCCUGGACUGAAACAGUCCCCGCCGGCUGCUGGGGCUCUGGGAGGGGGGGGUCUCUCUAUCUACCUGUCCGGUGGCCCUCGCCAUUGCGCCUGUGCCCUGCCGGCCCCGGUGCCGCGGGUUGUCGUGGCCCGAAUGUAGCACAAGCCCUGCCCGGCACGGUGGCCCCGGCAGCAGCUCCGCCAGCGGCGUGCCACGUGUCACCGACGGCGUUUGCUGGUGGCCAUGCUGGUGGCGGGUCCUGUUGGGCAAAUGCACUUGGGUUUCUUUUCUCCUUUUUUUUUUUUUUAAUUUUCCUUUAUAAAUUUUCUUUCUUUUUCUGUCGUCGUUCGCUGGGGGCAGGCAGGGCGCAGGGUCCCGCCGCGGCGUCGCACCGGGCUGGGGGCUGCCCCGUGGAGGGAAUCUGUCUGAGGGGGUUGCGGGGGCCCGGCCGCAGGGCUCCCCUUUGCGGGGGGCUUCGCCUCAGGCGUGGGAAGGGGGUUUUGUUUGCAUUGGUUGCAAAUUGGGAGCGAACACCCCAUCUCGGGGUCCUCGGUGGCGUGGGCGGGGGGCAGCGGGACAUGCCCCUGCCUGGCCCCUCCCCGCCGGGGGAGAGGACAGUGAUAAGCUAUAAAGAAGUAUUAAUUUAUUGGAGGGGAAGAAAAAAAAAAAAGAUAUAAACCAGAUUUCCCCAACCCCCAAAAUAAUAAAAAGAAUAAACUUUAACAAAUAUAUAUUUAAAAGAUUUAAAAAUAUUAGCAAUUAUAUAUAAAGCAGUUUAAAAGAAAUCAAGAGAAAACUGGAUUUUAGCUUGAGAAAAACUAUUAGAUUAUACUAAGCUGUGUGUCUUGUGGCAAACUCAUUCUAAGAGUAGCACAAUAUUUACCUUUUCUCUGGGUGGAAGGUACGUGCAAGCAGUUCUGUUCGGGUCUUUCCGUUGGGAUUCAGUGUCACGUCUUUAUUUUUACACCAUUAAGAACUCAAAGGAUGUGCCUUGUUUUAUGGAGGUUUUUGUUAAUUCUUAUACUGGAGGUGUUUCAGUUCUUUUGGAGUGUCUUCAGGUUUUUGGUUAUUUUUUUUUUUUUUGGCAUUUGUUUGGUGUGUGCGUGUGUGGGUGUGGGUGUGUGUGCACGCAGGGGUGCGUGUGCUCGCGUGCGUUCUGCAGGACGCACCACUGUAUAUUCAUGUAUAAACUGGAGUUGGAGUCUGGUUCAGUCGCUUGGGUCCUGAUGAAUGCAUUUUUCGCUUGUGUUUUCAAAACAAAGUGUUGCUGUUCCUCUCUUUUCUUGAGACGUACAGAGUGGUCUCUCCCCCCGCCUUCCUCUCCCUCCUUCCCUUUCCCCCCCUUUCUCUCUUUCUCUCUCUCCCCAUCUCUCCCGUUGUGGUCGCUGAUCCAAAUAUGUUUGGCACAACUUUGAAAUUUCUUUAAAAAAAAACAAACAAAAAAAGACUUUAAAAAUAACAAAAAAAAAAAUCACCCGCCUGAAAAUAUCUGUUGAAAAGAAAAAAAAUGUAUCUUAAAAAAAUAACCCAUAAAGUUCUACAUGAUGGAUAUAUACAUAUAUAUAUUUUUUAUGAUUAAGUUAUGGACUCUGUAUCGUAUCCCAUCUGUCAAGCUAUGCAUCUUGGUGCUUCUCCCUGCUCUUCUGUGCUUAGAUUUCACCUCUACUUGUCUUAUUCUUCCUAUUCUGAAUAGUAGAUGGCUCGUGGUGCUGUGAAGAAGUUUGCUCCUAUACGAAGUCUGGCAACAAAUAUUUAAAGAAAAAUAAAAAAAUAA